Molecule: messenger RNA, 2991 nt
Organism: Torulaspora delbrueckii
Lineage: Eukaryota; Fungi; Ascomycota; Saccharomycetes; Saccharomycetales; Saccharomycetaceae
Gene: DUF1
Product: Duf1p
Exons: 1
Coding region: 1-2991 (996 amino acids)
Biological process (GO): protein deubiquitination; double-strand break repair via homologous recombination
Molecular function (GO): ubiquitin binding
Source: RefSeq, a predicted model, not a curated record
AUGGAUGAACUUACGAUCAGUUAUGGGCUGCUGGCGCCUCAGGCUAGAGCCUCACAGGAUUUGCAUAUAUUGCCUAUUACCAAGAUACUGUAUCCUGAGGGACAAGAUGGUUAUUUUCUGACUUGUAGUCGGGAUGGAUCAGUUAUCAAGCAUAGAUUUGAUGCUUCAGGCGCUACUACUAGAAGGAACAGAAUGCAGGCACAUAGUGACUGGGUUACUGAUAUCAUACAGGUGAGUCGUAACAAAUUUAUUACGGUAAGCCACGACUUUUCGAUUGUGCUACUCACAUUGCAUGACGGUUCGGAUACUUGGGAAACCAAGAUAAUAGGAGAUCAUGAAGAUUACAUAAAAUGUGUGGUACAUGUACCCUCUGAUGAUGAUGACUUUCUCUUUGCCACUGGUGGUCUCGAUAAGAAGACUAAAGUUUGGAGAUUAGAGAAUGACGAGGCCACACUGACUCACGAAUUCCUCAAUGUUACCAAAAGUGAUGACACUGGUUCAAUCUAUGCGAUGGCUGCAAUGCCGCCAAGUUCUGAAAGAGAUUUUGAUCUUGUCGCUGGCGAUUGUAACGGUGACUUAAUAUUUUACUCUGUUAAGAGUCGCCGUGAGGUUCAGAGAAUCAGCAGAGCUCAUGAGUCAAACAUCAAAGUGGUAAAAAUUGUGAAUAAUUCAACGAGACUCAUCAGUUCCUGUUCCGACGGUCUGAUACAUGUAUGGAACUUGACCCCUGGGUAUGGGGAAGUGAAGAACACUUCCCAUUGCAAGUUGAGUGGAUCAAUAUGGGGUAUUUACGGUAAUUAUCUGAGUAUGCUAUUCGUGGCUGACUCAAAAGGUAACAUUAACAAAGUUGAUCUCUCGACCGCUGGAAAUCCUAUUGUCUCUCCCGUUUACAGCUCGGAAAACUCCUUGGAAGAUAGCAGUCAAGAUGUCAGGAUCAGACAUGGGGGAAUUCUAGAUCUGAUGUCUUUGUCGGACGACGUAAUUGUGUUCUCAAAAUCAACAGACUCGAAUCUGUAUCGACUAAACAUUCGCACGAGUGAGUUAGCGAUAAGUAGAGGUGGAUUUGCAUUAACUAAGAGCUCGCUUUUGACAAACAGGCGUCAUGUCAUUACAGAAAAUACCAAGGGAGAGAUACAAAGAUGGGAUAUAGUAAUUUGCGAACUUUUGGACACGUUUGAUGUCUCACAGGGAAAUUUUGACGAAGUGGUAGCGAAGUACACUUCUAAAGAAAUUUUGUCUCAUUGGUGCAGUGUGUCGGUUAAAGUUGGGAUGCUAUUCAUCAAGCUCAACCCCCGCAUACUAAAUACCGAAAUUUACGGUACUGCACUGAAAGACUACAAAGUCUUGAACGAUGUGGAAGUGAAUACGGAUGAACGUUAUAAUCUGGGCAAAAUUGUGGUCAAUUCGCUCUUUAACGAAUUUGUAUCAUAUGAGAUGCAACAAGACAAGGCUUUCAGAAAGCAAUUGACUGCAAGAAGGAAGGAUGUAAGCAAAGAAUCCACGGCCUCUCCCCAAGAGCUGACUCUCAAUUUCGGCGAACCUAAAGGUAAAGAUAAGAGGAGAAAAUCUGCUUUUUACCGAUUUAGCUCGACGACUCCAAACCUCGAUGCCAGCACUACUUCUAUGUCGGCGCCCAAUACACCAUUUUACGCAAGUGAGGUUCCGGCCCUACCAAAGGAUGAGCAACCUUUAUUGCCGCCGUCAGCGUUGUCAGCUGGAGAGAAGCCAACCGCUGAUGGAGCAGAUUUUGCAAAUACCCUGCCACUGAAAGGAAGCGAGGGGCGUACUUUGAGCUCUGGAUCCUUGAUAAGUAGAAAGUUGAAGCUACUCAGGUCACACUCACGUACUGGUACGGGUACCAGUACGCCACUCGAGCCCCACGCAAUUGUAAGCUCAGACGUGGAAGACUCGGCCGCCGAGGAAGAAAAUUACGCAGAGCGUGUCGAAUGGAAUCAAGCCUUCAACGGCGAUAACUUUGCACCGCAGCAGAUGGCCGAUCUUUUAUAUGCCAAGCUCAAACCAAUAGCUUCAAGCGAUGAGGCUCCAGGCAGCAUGAAUUCAGAAAAAAAAUCUACUUCAGCUCCAACAUCAGCUCCUAACUCUAUGGCUGACUUUAUCAAAGCAUUACGUGAAGGCUACAAGCAAGCAUACAACGCUAACUCAUCAUCACUGAAAUUACUAACGAGAAGGCUGCCUGAAACAAAGAUCGUCAGAGAUCCCUCAUCGCCAAUCAUUCGCAUAAAAACCGGCGUUUUACUCGUCGUGCACAGCUGGAGCAAGACAUCCUGUGGUGGUAGAGUACUUUUCACCACCUACCUACCAGCGGCACGAAACCUUGAUGACGAUAGCGGUUCCAUCUUGCAAGAGAGUGAAGAAGAUGGUGACAGCAACGAAGACGACGAAAAAUUACACAAGUUUGAUCUUGUGGACAAUGAAUAUGGAAACGCAAUGAAUAGAAGGGAAAUAUUCGAGCAAUUGGAGAAAAAUUUACCAUUCUGGUUUGCCAAAUGUCUCUUCUGUGACAAUGUAACUGGCAAGAAGCAACCCAAGCUCAAUUUUAUCAUAGAACCCUGGCAAGAUCACGAUCCCCCAGCUACGGCACCAGCUCAACCUCAACAACAACACCACAGACUCAAAUUCGGAAGACUCAAAUCCACCGAAACAAUACCCCGUUCAACUGAGCUUCCUAAAAUUUCCGAAGCAAACGUAAAGCUUGUUGCUCCUGGAAUGAUCAAAGUUAAGAAGAUAAAGGUUUACAUCGUGGACAGAUUCGAGACCAAGUCUCCAGAAAUGAAGGCCAAGAUAGAUCCAAGCGAAUGGAUGGAGCUACUAUGCAAGGGUCAAGUUUUGGAUAAUGACAUGACUUUAAGCACCGUUCGAACUCUUUACUGGAAGUCCCAAGGCGAGAUUAUUUUUCAAUACAGAAGGAAAAUGGUAAGUUCAUCAUCCACUACAAGUGAUAACAGUAAUUCAACAUCAAAGGACCUCUAG